Messenger RNA from Bolinopsis microptera, 1682 nucleotides. Its product is annotated as trace amine-associated receptor 4-like. The record is from RefSeq and is a predicted model, not a curated record. Gene Ontology annotation, molecular function: G protein-coupled peptide receptor activity. Lineage: Eukaryota; Metazoa; Ctenophora; Tentaculata; Lobata; Bolinopsidae. Bases 65 to 1075 code for a protein of 336 amino acids. The transcript is spliced from 8 exons. Gene Ontology annotation, cellular component: plasma membrane. Gene Ontology annotation, biological process: neuropeptide signaling pathway.
UAUACCUUUUUAUUGCGUUUACAGCAGUGUACCGUUCAGUAUAUUGAGUUUAACUGGGCUGAAGAUGUGGGAGAGAUUUUGGCUAGAUGGAAUGGACGAGAAUGGAGACACCUACACCCCGGCCUACGUUCUCCUGAGUCUAUCUGCUUUUGCCAUCACCGGCAACCUCACUGUCAUAGUCAUGGUAGCCCAGUACCGGUUUCUGCGGAUGACGAGGACACACUGGCUCCUAGCAGCAUUGGCAGCAGCUGACUUCCUCCGAGCUACCUUUGUGAUGGUGUUUGUGGGGGUUAGCGGAGCUGUGGGGGUCUGGUUUGGGGGUGAUCUCUGGUGCAAGAUAAGUGGGAGUUUGCCGUUCCUCCUCUUUAUGAUUUGUUACUUACUACACACUAUGAUAGCAGUGGAUCAGAGACACAUUGUAAUGGGCUUCUUUAGUAAUUACCGUAUGAAACAGGUAUCUGGAAUGUUCAUGGUACUGUUAGCGGUGAUGGUAUCCCUGUUUGUGGUGGAGGUGCCCUACUUAACCAUGGAGCUGCUAACAGAGACUUCUAUUCGUUACAAUAACACCACCGCACAUUGUGAGAUGUACACUCCAGAGCAGAUCUACCACCGCGUUCACGUGUAUGAUGUGAUGUAUGUGCUAAGCUACAUGUUCGUACCGGGACUUGUCAUAUUCGGGUGUUAUUGCUACAUUUACGCUAGACUACGGAGGUUCUACGCCCAAGAUCAGGUUCUACGACAGAUUCCUGGUGGAGAAUGGUACCAAGAUCAGGAUAUAAUCUCGUACAAUAUCAAAGUGUUCCUGCUGCUGGCUCUAGUAUUCCUGAUCUCCUGGAUACCGUGUUCUGUGCUUACUCUCAGAAAACUGUUUGAUAUCAGAUACCAGCUAUCUGACUGGAGGCUCGAGAUGUUCAGUAAGUGGGUUGUGUACGUAUCCCCUGUUAUCUCCCCCUACGUCCUGAUAAUAUCUUAUCCUCCAUUCCGACAAGCCUUCAAGCUGAUGUGCUGUUGUAAGAGCGAGAAGGAGAUCAGUUUCCAGACACUUUCCUCCAUUCAGGGCACCGUCAAUCUGUGAGUCUAGAAGUGAUCUGUCGCGCUAUUGUCGUGGUAAGUGUCACGUGACCAGAAUACCGUUUUCUGAUUGGUUUGUCACUGUCAUGUAUCAGGGACAUACUCAAGAGUCCACUGCGAAGAGACGGCGAGAAGAGAACUCAAGACAAUUGUGGGCAAACAUUUAAGUACAUUUUAAGUACGACCAGCCCUCAGCUAUCUAUAACAAUUGAGCCAGACCGCGGUACUAAACAGUUCAGCAGGAGUACUCAGCUGUUUCCUUGGAAACCAGACUGCACACAGUUUGUCAGAAACUAGUUGAAAUGUUGAAACAUGAGAGUUGUAUGCUAGGAUGAGCACUGAGCAGAAACUGAAGACAAUAACUAUUUCAUUAUUUAUACCCAUAACAAAAUAUUUGACGUUGUUAUUAUUAUAAUAUUAUGUGUCUUUUUUAAUAAUAUUUAACUUUAUUUGUAAUCUAUGACCUCUCUUUAUACAGCAAGUUUUAUCAUCAAUUUCUAUGAAGGGAUUGUUGGCGAUGAUAAAUACGAUUUCAAUUCAUUUAACCAGAUUAAUUCUGGUUUAGUUUCUUCAAUAUAACAUUAAUUAUAAUGAAAUUUAUUCUAAGUUUU